Molecule: messenger RNA, 1227 nt
Organism: Penicillium nucicola
Lineage: Eukaryota; Fungi; Ascomycota; Eurotiomycetes; Eurotiales; Aspergillaceae
Product: glycosyltransferase
Exons: 1
Coding region: 1-1227 (408 amino acids)
Molecular function (GO): glycosyltransferase activity
Source: RefSeq, a predicted model, not a curated record
AUGGAAAAUCUUCUCCCAUCUGGGAUGCACAUCAUCCCCCCUGAUCUUCUAGAUCUACGUCCGGACGCCAGCAUCGACUUUGAUCUACUUCAUCCCCAGCCAGUUAAUGGAGUCAAAAACAUAUGGUUUUUCUGGCAUUCAGGAUACGCAAACAUGCACCCGUACACGCAGCGCACAGUGCGCGCAUGGUACCGCCGAUUCACAAAACAAGGAUGGACGGUACGGGUGAUAGAUCGGCAACCGCAGUCAAAAAGCAAUAUCGCCGAGUUCUUGGAUGUGGCCGACCCGGCCAUUUUCCCACGCGCUUUCACAGAGGAGACCAUCGCUGGCCCUUACGCGCUGCAGCAUACUUCAGAUCUUGUUCGCUGGCCCCUGCUCCUGCGGUAUGGAGGCGUCUACGCGGAUGUGGGUAUGAUGCAAUUUGGUGAUCUGGAUACACUGUGGAAUGAAACAAUCGCAAAUCCUGACUCCCCUUACGAGGUUCUAUCUUAUACCCCUAGUGAUCAGAACCAUUACAGCCUUUGUAAUUAUUUCCUCGCUGCAUUGCCAAACAAUGCACUCUUCCACCGCUGUCAUCGUCUGCUUCUUGCUCUUUGGGGCACAGAUGGCGGUAAGACAAGCACAGACGGGAUGUACGCAAGCCCGUUGCUUCAAGGUGUUCCUCUGAUGGGUGGGGAGUUUACUAUCACCGAAAAUGAUGGAAGUUUCAUUGGCCCCGUCGAGACCAGUCGCCUGUUGACCGACUAUAUUAUUCAAGGUCAGGUGGCCACCGCAGUGAUGGGACUGGUCGACACCGAAGAGGGCUGGGAUGGUCCAGCCUAUUGUGUAGCCCAUUUCUAUGCAAUCGAUUUCAUGGAAGGGUCACAGCUGAUCAACGAAUUGACUGCCUGGAACGGGCAGGAGGCAUUCGAUUUGUUGUCUCUCAACAUGCCGCUGGAGGGGGAAACCGAAUCAGACAAGCAAAAACAGGCUCGUGAGAUCGUCGAGGCAUGUUUGUCUCGCAGCUUUGGAUUCAAACUUGCCCAUGGCUUCAUUCUGCGUGUCAACAAGGUUACUCUCGGCUCGCUGUGGCGGGACAAUCUAGGGUCCGAUAUCAAAUCUGGCACGUAUGCGGCUUGGCUUCGACAUGGGGCUGCCUACUGGAAUCAAAACAGCGUUCCCAGCCGGGUGGCGCUUCCUUUGAUUCGUCCUACCAAGGUUGGGAGGCUACUUGCACCACUAAACUAA